Messenger RNA from Carlito syrichta (Philippine tarsier), 1303 nucleotides. RefSeq names its product mitochondrial ribosomal protein S7 (gene MRPS7). The coding region runs from base 184 to 912 and encodes 242 amino acids. Gene Ontology annotation, biological process: translation; ribosomal small subunit assembly. Gene Ontology annotation, molecular function: structural constituent of ribosome; rRNA binding; mRNA binding. The record is from RefSeq and is a predicted model, not a curated record. The transcript has 5 exons. NCBI's taxonomy places the organism in Eukaryota, Metazoa, Chordata, Mammalia, Primates, Tarsiidae. Gene Ontology annotation, cellular component: ribosome.
GACGGGUAUCGGGAGGGCAAGUGUUUCUUCCGGCUCUUUCCUUUGGGCCCCGGAGUGAGAGAGUGUAACGUCCGGAUCAAUGGGGUGAAGCGCAGGUUUCGGACGCGGUGGAGUCUUUAGCGCGUGUCCCGUGACUCGCUCAGGCGCGCCGAAGGCAGUCCUGGGUCCUCGUGGCCAGCCAAGAUGGCUGCCCCCGCAGCGAGGGCUGCGCGAGAGUGGUCGGGCCUGCUGCUGCGCGUGCGGCGCCCUGACUUGCGGCUUCCAGGGCUAACUCAGGUGAGGUGGAGCCGCUAUGGUCCUGAAUACAGGGAUCCCCAGACUGACAAGAAACAUUACCGCAAGCCUGUGGCCGAGCUAACGGAGGAGGAGAAGUAUGAUCGGGAGCUCAAGAAGACUCAGCUCAUCAAAGCUGCUCCAGCGACGACAACAAGCUCUGUCUUUGAAGACCCAGUGAUCAGUAAAUUCACCAAUAUGAUGAUGAAAGGAGGAAACAAAGUCCUGGCUAGAUCCCUUAUGACACAAACUCUGGAAGCCGUGAAAAGGAAACAGUUUGAGAAGUACCAUGCUGCUUCUGCAGAGGAACAGGCAACCAUCGAACGUAACCCAUACACCAUCUUCCAUCAAGCACUGAAAAACUGUGAGCCUGUGAUUGGGCUGGUACCUAUCCUCAAGGGUGGCCGUUUUUACCAGGUCCCUGUGCCCCUAACUGACCGACGUCGCCGCUUCUUGGCCAUGAAGUGGAUGAUCACUGAGUGCCGGGAGAAGAAGCACCGGCGGACGCUGAUGCCGGAGAAGCUGUCACAUGAGCUGCUGGAGGCUUUUCGCAACCAGGGCCCCGUGAUCAAGAGGAAGCAUGACAUGCACAAGAUGGCUGAGGCCAACCGUGCCCUGGCCCAUUACCGUUGGUGGUAGAAGUCCCAGGAGGAGCCCAGGGCCCUCUCCCGCAAGAAACAGCCACAGCCACGAUGAAAAAUACCUGUGGCUUAAGGAUCUGGUUCCUUUUUAAGGGCCGGCAGUUCUCGUGAGAAGGAUGGAGCAGCAUGAUUAUUGCCCAUAAAUCAUUUUUUUUUUGAGGCUAGAACUUGUUCUCCCUGCCAUGUCUCCUUGUAAAGGGGGAUCAUCAAUUUGGGGAUUUCCUUCAAGAAACUCGGGGCCCAGGCUUCUCAUCCCUCAGCUUGGGGUGGACCUUUAGAUAAUAUAAGAGGGAGCAUUUUUAGUAUCAGAAAAGAUUUAUUAGAAAAUGUUCACACUGGACCGGUAUAGCAUGUGACCCAGUGCUACCAUUAAAACUGACUGGCGGAAA